CCUUUUAUGUGAUUUUGGCCUAAAAUUGACCCAUUUCAUAUUUUCCUAUUUGUUUUUGUAUCGACAUGGCUGUCCCUCUUUCUUCUUUGAAUCUCUGUCUCUCACUCAGAGACAGAUGCACAUCUGCCAAGAAUGUCAAAAAUAUGCUCUGAUGCUUGUUUAAACCAAUUCCAUUGCAUGAUGAAUACAUAGACAUAGAACAACAAACAUUUGAAACUUGUGUGGACUUAAACAGUGGAUCUCCCCAUCGCCAUGGCCAAUUUUCAGGUGGAAAUAAUUCAACAGGAUACCGUGGUUCCGGCAUUGCCCCUCGAAGAAUCUCGGGUUCCCCUCUCUAACCUAGACUUAUUCAUUCCUCCUGUUGAUUUUGGGGUCUUCUUUUGUUAUAAACAACCACUACUGAAGCAUGGGUACAGCGAGAUUACGGGUAAGCUUAAAAAGUCUCUGUCCGAGGUUUUAGUAAGUUACUAUGUGUUGUCAGGUGAAAUUGUGGUGAACAAUGGUGGGAAGCCUGAGAUCCUAUGCGGUAGCAGGGGUGUGGAGUUCUUGGAGGCAAGUGCUGAGAUUGAGCUUAAAGAUUUAGAUUUGCAUAAACCCGAUGAAAGCGUUGAAGGGAAGAUAAUUCCUACUAAGAAAUGGGGAGUCUUUUGUGUUCAGUUGACAAAACUCAAAUGUGGGAGCAUAGUGGUGGCUUGCACUUUCGAUCACCGUGUAGCAGACGCUUACUCGGCCAACAUGUUCCUCAUCUCAUGGGCUCAAACUGCUCAAUCCAAUCCCCCCUCCAUGCUUCCAAGUUUCGAAAGAUCCCUCCUCAGUCCCCGACGUCAAGGAUCGUAUACUGUGUCCCACGAUUGCAUGUUCAUGGAGGAAUCCUUCCAACCAAUCUCCACACUCUCUAAUGACCGUCGAUGUAGUCGCAUAUACUACAUCAAAGCCAAGGAUAUCCAUCUUCUCCAAGCCAGGGCCAGCUCUAAUGGGCAACAUAGAACAAAACUCGAGUCCUUUGCCACCUUACUUUGGCAAAUCCUUGCGGCAAAACCCAAACUUGCUGGAAAUUCAAACAAAAAGUGUGGGUUGGGGAUAAUGGUGGAUGGUCGGUCCAGGCUAGGACCAGGCAUGUCUGGUUAUUUUGGCAAUGUGUUAGCAUCACCUUUUAUGGAAGCAGAGGCCUCAGAGCUGAGAGCCAUGCCAUUUAACCAAGUGGCUGGUCUCGUGCAUGAAUUCUUGAUCGGUGUUACAAAUAAUGAUUUUUUUAAAGGUUUGGUGGAUUGGGUCGAGAUGCACUGGCCAAAGCCUAUGUUACCAGCAGUUUACUUCAAGAAUGAGGCUGAGGUGCCUGCGGUGCUGCUUUCUUCAGGGCUUCGAUUUCCUGUGAGUGAUGUUGAUUUCAGUUGGGGGGGGCCAGUUUUUGCGUCAAUCCAUUUCCCGUGGGGGGGAACAUCGGGAUACGUUAUGCCUGUGAUGAGCGCACUCGGCGACGGCGACUGGGUUGUGUUUAUGCACUUGCCUGAGGGCCAAAUGGAGGUGGUUGAGGCAGAACUUGGUGAAGUCCUUCACCCCAUGACCGCAAGUUAUCUGAAGUUGAUUGAUACGGUGGCUCUCUCCAUGGCCAAUUUUCAGGUUGAAAUAAUUGAACAGGAUGCCGUGGUUCCGGCAUUGCCCCUGCAAGAAUCUCGCCUUCCCCUAUCUAACCUAGACUUACUUCUUCCUCCUAGAUUUUGUUAUAAACAACCAAUUCUCAAGCAUGGGUACAGUGAGAUAAGGGGUAGGCUUAAAAAGUCUUUGUCUGAGGUUUUAGUAAGUUACUUUGUGUUGUCAGGGGUGAACAAUGGUGAGAAGGAGCCUGAGAUUCUAUGCGGUAACAAGGGUGUGGAGUUCUCGGAGGCAAGUGCGGACAUUGAGCUCAAAGAUUUGGAUUUGCAUAAGCCUGAUGAAAGCGUUAAAGGAAACAUAAUUCCUACUAAGAAAUGGGGAGUCUUGUGUGUUCAGUUGACCAAACUCAAGUGUGGGAGCAUAGUGGUGGCCUGCACUUUCGAUCAUCGUGUAGCAGACGCUUACUCGGCCAACAUGUUCCUCAUCUCAUGAGCUCAAACUGCUCAAUCCAAACCCUCCUCCAUGCUUCCAAGUUUCCGAAGAUCCCUCCUUAAUCCCUGACAUCCGGGAUCUUAUACCUUGUCCCACGAUCCAAUGUUCAUGGAGACAUCCUUGCUGCCGAUCUCCAUACUCUCUAAUGACCGUCUCUGUUGUCGCAUAUACUACAUGAAAGCCCAGGAUAUCCAUCUUCUCCAAGCCACGGCCAGCUCUAAUGGACAACAUAGAACAAAACUCGAGUCCUUUGCCGCCUUAGUUUGGCAAAUUCUUGCAUCAGAACCCAACAAGAAAUGUAGGCUGGGGAUUGUAGUGGAUGGUCGGUCCAGGCUAGGACCAUGCAUGUCUGUUUAUUUUGGCAAUGUGUUAGCAAUGCCUUUCAAGGAAGCAGAGGCCUCAGAACUGAAAGCCAUGCCAUUUAACCAUGUGGCCGGUCUCGUGCACGAAUGCUUGAUUGGUAUCACAGACCAUGAGUUUUUUCGAGGUUUGGUCGAUUGGGUCGAGAUGCACAGGCCAAAGCCUGUGUUAGCAACAAUUUACUGCCAGAAUGAGGAUGAGAAGCCCGCAGUGCUGGUUUCUUCGGGGCUUCGAUUUCCGGUGAGUGAUGUUGAUUUCGGUUGGGGGAGGCCCGUUUUUGGGUCAUACCAUUUCCCGUGGGGCGGAACAUCAGGAUAUGUGAUGCCUAUGCCGAGUGCACUGGUAGCUGGCGACUGGGCUGUGUAUAUGCACUUGCCUGAGGUCCUAAUAGAGGUGGUGGACGUAGAACUUGGUCAUGUCUUUCACCCCAUGAACGCGAGUUGUCUGAAUUUGUAUGAUUGAAGAACCAGAAAAUCUACAUAAGAUCAUUUUACUAAUUGAUAUUAUGAA
Amborella trichopoda is the source of this 2955-nucleotide messenger RNA. Its product is annotated as coniferyl alcohol acyltransferase. Lineage: Eukaryota; Viridiplantae; Streptophyta; Magnoliopsida; Amborellales; Amborellaceae. The record is from RefSeq and is a predicted model, not a curated record.